Anopheles nili is the source of this 2274-nucleotide messenger RNA. RefSeq lists its product as uncharacterized. The record is from RefSeq and is a predicted model, not a curated record. NCBI's taxonomy places the organism in Eukaryota, Metazoa, Arthropoda, Insecta, Diptera, Culicidae. The coding region runs from base 1 to 2274 and encodes 757 amino acids. Gene Ontology annotation, molecular function: protein binding. The transcript is spliced from 9 exons.
AUGAGUGUCCAUGGCUGUCUGGGGAUUUUCCUGUUCGGUGCCAACGUGUUAGCAGGUCUCCUGGUGACGGUCCUUGCAAGCGAAGUGGGACAAAGCCCGGUCACGGGUGUUCUCCAGAAGUUCCCGUUGGCAGUACCAACCUCCGAGACGGUGUUUUCAGCACGUUUCAACCCAGGUGACGAUGGUGGCAUUGGAGGUCCUGCAGCUUCGGAGGGUCUGUCCGAAGGAACCCCGUUUGUGGCCGCUGACAUCAUUAACCUUGACCGGGACGGUGCGGUUAGCUUCAUACCUCGCCGGGACGUGCGAUACCAACGAGCCGUUCCACCGGAGUACGCUGGAGCAUCGGCUUUGCCACACUGCGAAACCUUUACAAUGGGCGAUCCGGACUCUAAAACGCUCUACAACCCGGGCUGGCCGGGAAAUUACCCCAACAACAGUGACUGUGUGGUGGUGUUGGAAGCUCCCGUUGGAUUUCUGGUGCGACUUGACUUCCGGGAUCACUUCCACAUCGAACCGUCGGAGGAGUGCAAGUACGAUUUCCUCGAGAUUCGCGACGGAGCGCACGGAUUCUCGACGCUCAUCGGGAAGUACUGUGGCCAAACCUAUCCACCCAUGAUCACGUCCAAGGAACGCUUCCUGUGGCUGCACUUCCACUCGGACGAGAACAUCGAGUACAACGGGUUCGUCGUGGUGUACGAUUACGUGCCGCGGCCUACUUCGUCCAUCUACGAUGACGAGAACUGCCGCAUGGAGGUGUCCGGAAUGGAAGGAUUCGUUAAUCGGUCGGAUGUACCGCGCGAGAAGCAACAAACCGUGAUCGAGCAUGGCCUUUCGCUUGACUGCAUGUGGGUGGUGUCCGUGGCCGAGGGCUGGAAGAUCCAGCUGUCGUUCCUCAAGUUCAAGCUGGAGCGACCAAACGAUUGCGAUAGCAACUUCGUGGAUGUGUUCUCCGAACGGACGGAUCUACCGUCGAGACUGAAAAACUUCUGCGGUUCCAUCGCCGAUUCGGUUGUGUCGCGCUCGAAUGUCCUGCACAUCCGGUUCUUCGCCGAAGCGGCUGCCAUCAACUCUACCUUUUCGAUCCUGUUCACGGCGUUUCGGGAGAAAGCGGCCGGCGAGACUUGCGAUGAAACCGAGUACGAUUGUGAGGAUGCCACGUGCAUUGCGGGCGAGCUGCGAUGUAACGGACGUAUCAACUGUCGCUUCCGGUGGGACGAGGACGAAUGUCAGAAACAAGCGAGCGCUCAAUCCGAGCACGUCAUCAUCAUCGUGAUCGUGUUUGGGCUCAUCCUCGGAGGAAUGAUCCUGCUGUUCCUGUUUAACUGCAGCCGCAAGAUCAUUCGCGAUCACAAGAUCAUCCGUGAGCACAUUCGGCAGUCGCGUGAGAGCAAACUGAACGAACUUGGCCGGCACUCGACCAAGAAGCUGGUUGAUCUGGACAUCACCAAGCUGCCACCACCCGCCUUUGAUAAGGAUCCUUCGAUCAACGUGCUCGAAGGUGGCAGUGCAGUGAACGUUAACAACGGCCAGUACUAUCGAGAGAUGGCGGGUAUUGGAAGCAUUGGAGGUGGUAGUGCGGGUAGUGGUGGAGCUGGCAACACUGGCGGGCAUAUGUUUAGCAGUCGAAUCGACAUCAAGGCCGAUCCGCAGGACAUCCUGAGAGGAAGUUACCACGAGGAUCCAAUGUCUCGGUCCGGCACGCUCAGCCGAGACGGUGGAGGCAUGUGUGAUAUGGCGUGUCAGACGAGAGAAUCGCUGUUCCAGCCGGUGUUUAAGAAUAAAGUCAAUCAAUCGCCAAACCAGCUGCAAAACAGCAUCCGUUUCUCGACGUUCGGUUACGAAAGCCAGCAGCAGCAGCAACAACAGCAGCAACAGCAGGAAUUGCAGCAACUUCCAGCGGUAACACCGCCUCCACCGAGGGUGAAACAUCACCAUCAUCAUCAUCACCAUCAUCACGCCGGUGGUGGUACGCUUGAGGGUGGUAAAAGCUCAAAAGUAAGCCGAAUCGAGUUGGAGGACCUCUCGCCACCGGGAUCGGGUGCGUACGAUGAUCGCGGGGAUGACAUGCAGCUGCAGCACCAACCCUUGCCGCAUCCUUCCCAACAUGGCCACUCGCACAGCCACACGCACUCACACCAGCACCCGCACACGCACCAGAAGCACGAGCGCAAUCUGGUAGAUGCGAGCGGUCGGUCUGGUGGUGGAAGUGGUUCCGGUGGUAGCGACAUCCGGAAGUCAGCACCGGACGUCAUCAUUAUGACGUCCUCCCAUUGA